This is a messenger RNA of Myripristis murdjan (pinecone soldierfish), 3615 nucleotides long. It is a transcript of the gene ifnlr1, whose product is annotated as interferon lambda receptor 1. NCBI's taxonomy places the organism in Eukaryota, Metazoa, Chordata, Actinopteri, Holocentriformes, Holocentridae. The record is from RefSeq and is a predicted model, not a curated record. Gene Ontology annotation, biological process: cytokine-mediated signaling pathway. Gene Ontology annotation, molecular function: cytokine receptor activity; protein binding. Bases 178 to 1947 code for a protein of 589 amino acids. The transcript is spliced from 8 exons. Gene Ontology annotation, cellular component: plasma membrane.
GAUAGCAGGCUUUUGUGGCAGGGAGAGGAAACUAAUUCAAAUACCAUUGAGUCCUUUUCCCUGGAGGCUGGCACACAGCAGCGGUUGGGUGAUCACCCUGUACCCCUCAACCCCGUUCCUGUGAGGGGCGACAACGUGAGAGCGGGACUUUGGUCUUUUUCGUGGCCCUCAUACCUAAUGAAGAUGUGGUGUGUGACGGUCAUCAUCCUGCUGCUGUGCUGUUACGGCUGUCUCUCUGCCUGUGACGGGCGGCCGUGCUUCUCCUCCAGGAACUUCAACAACGUGCUGCACUGGGAACGUGUGAAGCACAACGUCUCCAGAGAGGAGGUCCUCUACAGUGUCCAGUACUGGAGUGAUGCCGGGGAUCAGCGACGCCACACAAAAGCAGAGUGUCACAACAUCACUGCUCUGUCCUGCGACCUGACAGCGGAAACCCCGUUCAUUUCUGACGUCCACUACUACGCUCAGGUGUUCGCCGACGGUCGCCCUCAUGGCCGCACCUACAGGUUUAAACCCAUAGCACAGACUGUUCUUGGUCCGCCCAUCUUAUCUGUGGGUGCCACUGUGUCAUCUUUACAUGUGAACGUCACCCUGCCCUCUGGACCAAACGGCAUAUCUAUUGCAGACAUUUUCAACAGCACCAAACGUGUGCCCUUCUACCCCACAACGCUCUACAUCCUCAGGAUCACCCACCCAAAGUGGGCAGCACAGGUCAACAUAAGCACCAACAGCCAGUUCGUCAUCAGACUGAAGAACAACAGCACAGAAUAUUGCGGCCACGUCGUCUACAAGCCGAACUUUGAGCUGGGUCGCCCGCCUAGUGAGAACACCUCCUUCUGUGUCACGCUGCCAGGCGAUCCCUGGAUGCUUUUUCCGUGGUUCGUCGUGCUCGCUCUUCUUCUGGUGGUCAUAGGCACGAUAUCCAUCGUGUAUUUGUGCCGCUACGUGAAGGGUGGAAAAGGAAAGAGCAUGCCGGUGUCCCUGGUGACCAGUUUCAGCAUCCUGCCCACAGUGCUGCAGUCCCUGGAUAAGAACCUCUACAUUUCCAAAGCAGAGGUUUGCCCAAAAAACGAGCAAAAGGUUUACAACAACGUCCAGGUGAAACCAAAAGUUGCAUCAGUUGCAUCCGGAGGCUAUUCCCCUCAAGACGUCCCGUGCCAAGACCUGCCAGUGAGCAGUGCGUCCUCUGUGGACAUGAGUCUGCACGGUUCAGCCGCAGAGUGGCAGGACGUCAGCGCCCAGUCGUCUGGAAACUACGGCGCAGUGGGUGUUCAUGCGGCCGGCGAAGAAACGGAUCGAUCGGCCACAAAUGAAGACAAAGGAGACGUUAACGUACAGUGGCCCUCUUUUCUUGGGAAUGGAAGCUGGCACGUAGGUGGAGCAAGCUCAAAAACGAUCUCACAUGGGGCAGCACCCUCACCCGUCCUGGACUCUCAGGGGAGUGAUCCAGCAGAGCCGCUGUUGUUGCACACGGUGCGGGAUGGCAACGGUCAGCUGCUGUUUCCCACGCUCACAUUUCAGUUACAGAGCGCUCCAGCUCACACCGUUUCCACCACGAACCCUGGGGGCAAGUUGUUUUUGUCGGACCUGGUGCACUCCAGGGACAGCUUAGGGGAUUGGUCAGACUCAGGGUGCGGACCGAGUGCCGUAACUACCCCAACUGAAUUUUCCUGCACUUCCCAGGAUUCCCCGGUCCAACCUCUACUUCCUGCUCUCCCAACACACUAUCAGAAAACACAAACAGGGUGUGACACAUUUGCGUCAAGUUACCAACAAAACUGGAUGCCAGCUAACGCUCUUGGAAUGACGCCCGAGGACAGCUCAGACGAUCAUAUGACAAACUUUCUUUGGAAUUGGACUGAUCCCAAAAAGGAGGAAGAAGAAAAAGUGGAGGAGGGAGGAGGGCAAAUUUUUCUAGAAGGUUGGGUGGUGCAGAUUCAGGAAUAAUUCUCCUGAACACCUGAUUUCACUCCGCAAAUAACAGCAGAGAGUAGAGACAUGUUUCAGCCCGAUGAGCUUUCAAAAGGAGAGGAGCGAGUUGAUGGGAGCAGUGACAGGCCUUUGGUGACGAUGCAGAUGAAUGCCCUCCCCGUCUGAUCUGCUCCGUUUCUGAUGUGAAGCUGAUGAUCCAGAGAGAGGAUCUGACACCGUCCUUAUGAAUGAAUGAGCACACACCGACAUGUUGGUGAACUGCUGAGUCAUACCCAGCCAAACCCACUGGCACUUCAAAAACACUGUCUGUUUCACUUCUGUGUUUAUUUCAAACUUGCUUUUAUUUACGGAAAGGGAAAAGUCACAGAAAAUGCCAAAGGAAUGUUGCUGUGGAGAAAAGUGGAUAGCACAAAAAAAACCUAAAUAAAUCAGUAAAUGAAUAAGGUAUUAGGUGAACUAUUGACGUACGUCAUGCCCUUGGUUGACAAGAUGUUAACCCUUUUACAGAAUUAAUUCGUAUAUUGGAGGUAAAAAAUGAUGAACUUGAAGUUAAUUUAAUCCAAUAAUGGCCAUAAUCUGUUAUGGAAAGAAAUUCUUCCUUUUCUGAUCAGUCAGCUUGGGUUUACAUAAGUCUGCAACAGUAUUGCUUUUUUUUUUCACAUUUAACUUUGUCAUGAUAGGAUGUUCAGACAGGCAGCUAAAAUCUGAUUUAUUUCAUAUAAGAUUUCACUUGAGAUAUUUUCUGAAAACUGUGUCUUUUCAGGUCACAUUCAAACUGCAUUUGAAAAUGAUCUGAAACAGAUCACAACCCUGAUUUGUCAGCAUUCAGAUCAUACCUCAGGUGUUUAUCUCCCAACACUCCCCGUGUGACUCAUGUUUAACAUCAGUCACAAGAGCAAAGACAGCAAACAUCGAUCAGAUCAGAGGCAGCAAGACAAUACCUGCACUGUACCUGGACAAAUGAAGAAGUUUCAUGCUUCCUCUCACUAAUCUGUGAGAGUCAAAAAAUGUCAACCAUGAAAUCAGUCGCACCAAAACAAACAAACUCCGAAACUUGCUUUGUCCUGAGCUGCUGCAGCACACAGAUGACUGAUCAACAAUAAUGACAGCAAAUGACUGACGGGGAAAUCUAAUUCAGGCUGUUUGUUAAAAAAUGAACAUGGACUGAUGCCAGCCUUAAGGAUAAGAUCUUGAAAUUCAAAUUGCCUUCUCUCCGUUACACAAUGUUUCAAACUGCUGGAGAAACAAGCGCAAUGACUGAUUUUAUGCUAAAAAAAAAAAAAUAAAAAAAAAUACUAUUCUUACUCUUGUAUUCUAUUUCAUUAUUGUUAGUGAUAUGUAAAAUACAGAAUACAUUUGUAGAUAUAAAAUUAACCCAAUGUCUUAGGUUUUUCUGUGUUAUUAUGUUUAUAAAUUCGAUGUGUUCUCAUUGUUUGCUGCUGGAGAUUAAAUUACACUCUGUGAAAGUACAUCAGAAGGUGGGGUCAUAGCACAAGUCAUGCCACACUGAUAACAACCAGCCCUUUAAUAGCCUACGUGCAAUCUUUUAUCCACAGUCGUGAAACUAUAAAAAUGUCAGGUCUGUUGAAACAAUGUGAUAUGUGAGUCACAUAGGAACAGUUUGUACAGUAUACUACUGAUAUAUAAAUUGUAUAGUAACUUUAUUUUUUUCUCUAUAUUUUC